This is a messenger RNA of Seriola aureovittata, 3286 nucleotides long. RefSeq names its product UBX domain protein 7 (gene ubxn7). The record is from RefSeq and is a predicted model, not a curated record. NCBI's taxonomy places the organism in Eukaryota, Metazoa, Chordata, Actinopteri, Carangiformes, Carangidae. The coding region runs from base 34 to 1617 and encodes 527 amino acids. Gene Ontology annotation, cellular component: nucleus. The transcript has 11 exons. Gene Ontology annotation, molecular function: ubiquitin binding. Gene Ontology annotation, biological process: proteasome-mediated ubiquitin-dependent protein catabolic process.
CGCCACAUUUAUGUUGUUGUUUGUGGCGGUAAGAUGGCGGCGCUCGGAGACACCUCAGCUCCGGGGGUGAACGGGUUAAUACAACAAUUCACAGCAAUAACAGGAGCCACAGAGAGCGUAGGGAAACAUAUGUUGGAAGCAUGUAACAACAACCUGGAGAUGGCAGUGACCAUGUUCCUGGAUGGAGGUGGGAUAGCAGAGGAGCCCAGCACCAGCUCCAGUUCAGCAGCUUCAAGCAGCAGAGCACCCCCUUCAGAUGAAGUACGAGCGCCCAUUCCGCAGAAGCAGGACAUAUUAGUGGAACCAGAACCACUGUUUGGAGUGCCAAAGCGGAGAAGACCUGCUCGGUCAAUAUUUGAUGGUUUCCGAGACUUCCAAACAGAAACAAUCCGCCAGGAACAGGAGCUGCGUAACGGUGGGACAGUGGAUAAGAAACUGAGCACCCUGGCAGACCUUUUCCGUCCUCCCAUUGAGCUCAUGCACAAAGGCAGCUUUGAGACGGCAAAAGACUGUGGACAGCUGGAGAACAAGUGGCUAAUGAUCAACAUUCAAAAUGUUCAGGACUUCGCCUGUCAGUGCCUGAACAGGGAUGUUUGGAGUAACGAUGCAGUGAAGACCAUCAUCAGAGAACACUUCAUAUUCUGGCAGGUAUAUCAUGAUAGUGAAGAGGGACAAAGAUACAUCCAGUUCUAUAAGCUGAACAAGUUUCCCUACAUUUCCAUCCUCGACCCCCGCACAGGUCAAAAAAUGGUGGAGUGGAACCAGCUGGAUGUGGCAUCGUUCCUGGAGCAGGCGUCCGGCUUCCUGGCAGAGCACGGGCAGCUCGACGGGCCAUCCUGCCACGCACCCCCUGCCAAACGAGCUCGCUCUGAGAGUCUGAUUGAUGCCAGUGAAGACAGUCAGCUGGAGGCAGCAAUCCGAGCCUCCCUACAGGAGACCCACUACGAGUCCUCAAAUGUCCCCGAAGCCCCCGAUUCCCCUCGAUCAGAAGACGAAUCAGAUGCAGAGCCUUUCUCUGACAGUGAGGGUCCCAUCUCUGUUGAUGGCUCAGACAGUGAAACGCCAGUACCCCACGAAGAGAAAAGUUCUACCAGCAAACACACCCCAGUCCCUUCGGCCCCUGCGGCACAGCAACGUCUACAUCCCGAUAGUUCAACUUCUUCCCACAGAAAGUCUCCGUACAAAGAAAACAACCACAGUCACAAGAAAGAGGAGAGUAAAAAGAACCAUCUGGAGCCCUCGGCUGCUGGUCCUCGUCAUCCUCAGCCUCUCCCAGAUUCUGGAGGGAACCACUGUUCCCCAGCAGCAGAAAGCGCUGGACCGUCAAAGACCAGCACCACCAACACCUGUGACGUGGACUGUCCUGAUGACAAUGGUCCCAAAGCCAGGUUGAUGCUCCGUUACCCAGAUGGACAGAGAGAGCAAAUUUCCUUGUCUUCUAAAGCAAAACUAUUGGCCCUGGUAAGACACGUACAAUCCAAGGGUUACCCUAACGAACGCUUCGAACUCGUCACCAACUUUCCCAGAAGGAAGCUUGCCCACUUGGACUAUGACAUCACACUGCAGGAGGCGGGGCUUUGUCCACAGGAGACUGUAUUUGUGCAGGAGAGGAACUAGCCUUUUCCCAGACACACUCACUUUUUGCUUUUCUGUAUCUCUCUGGUAGACCUCACCCUUUCACCAAUGAUCUGGGACGAUGUUACUGGCCUUGAUCCCAUAACCUUCUGUUCACCUGGAAUUAGGCCCUGUUUUUUUGCCAAGACAACUCUUAGUGGCUGGACUACUUUCCCGGCCACUCUACUGACAGCCUAAUCCCUUUGUAGUGCUCUACCAUUGGCCAGUAAGGUGUUGCAGACACCAGGUAUUUUUUAAUGUGUUAAAUUCUGUUUUGAUGCAGGCUUCAGUUCAUUCUGAUCACUGAGGCACAUCACAAUAGAAUAUAUAUGAUAUAGUUCAUAUUUAAAUAAAAUUUAAAAAAAACCCAAAUAAAGGAUCGUAAAUUGUCAAUGAGGCACCAGGGACUUGUACAAAAAGACUUUUACCUCCCAGAAAGGACGUUAAAUGUCAGAGUUUAUUUUCUAGCUCUUCUUGUCAUUUUCUGUACCUGGGGACAGGUAAAGGGAGGCUCAUUCUUGUUUAUUUUGACCCAAAUUUGGUCUCUCACUCGGUCAUUGUUUGAACAAUUGUAAUUAUUUGGAAAGCAGGGGCAAUAAGAGAAAAGAUCUGCAAAUUACAACUCAAAAUAAAUGUGUCAGAUAUCAGUGACACACUUGUGUAGAUCUGAGAGGAUUUGGGUAGAUCUACACAUUUUUACUCAAGUUUCUAUUAGAGACUAGUAGAUUGUUUUUGGAUUUCAACUUUUGAUACAGAAGGGAAUGAAUGAAGGGUGGUACAUCUCAUCAGUCGGACCUACACUGUACAGAGAUGGCUUAGAGAGACUGAUAUUUAGCUGUAGUCAUUGUUUCUUUUCUUUUUUUAUAUGCUGCCGAGAAAAUAUGCUGAUGUUGAAAUAUAACCACCAAAACCAAGGGAGAUUCUGCUUGGUCUUUUCUUACUCUAUUGUAUAAACUAGUUAUUGAAAGAAAAAACAAUUAAAAGUCUCAUAGAGACAGAAAAGGAGCAACACCCCAGAAUCAACCCCAACAAAUUACAAUGCAGAUGUUUGUUGUACUGUGGAUAGGAACAAAAGAGACAGACUACGUUUGAAGAAAAUGAUCAUUCUGAAUGUGAUAUGAAAAUGAUUGCCUGAUUUACUGGUCAUGUGUUGUACCUCAAAGAAUGACAUUGUCUACUAAAUGAAACAGGACAGUAGCUAUAUAAAGAUGUGAGAUUUUUCACGCAUCAGCCAAUUUACUAGUUUAAACUAGUCCGUCCCUUAACAGAAAGGAUGAUGGAGGCAGGAUCUAGGUCUGAUGCACAUGGUUAUAACUACAGUUUUUUAAAGAAGAUGCAGCAAUCAACCUUUUGAUGUAAAACGUGCCUUCAGUGUAAACAGCUGUUGCAGUUUCACACAGUUCUUCACGUGGUCAGUUGGUGGUGGUAAUGUGCAACAAUUCACCAAUAAAUGAGAAGAAGAAGAAGAAGACGAUUAAACAAGUAUAACUAAUGAAGGUUUCACAAUAUACAAAUAAGCUUUGCAAAUGUUUACAGCGGUAUAGGAAAUAAUGUCAGUGUGUUAGACUCUUAGUUCACAGUGAACCAAGCUGUAGCAGUUAGUUCUGCUGAGAAGCCGCUUUCUCUUGUGAUACUUUUUUUGUGUUUAAAAGUUUCUUGUCAAGCACUCCAA